UGCAGGUUUCCUGGAGCACAGUUGCAGUAGCAGCGGAGCAGUGUGGAAGUGUGUCACCGUGAUCAUGAUGGUGAGCGUGGUGCUGAGCAGCCUCCUGGCAGCGCUGCUGGCUCUACUUUUCUACCAGAGGAUAACGUAUCCCUUCUUCUGGGUGGAUUUGAUUUACUACUUGAAACUUCGGAGCUACAGAAAGACUUCGCAGGCUCGUAUGCAGCAGGGGAUCAUCACGUACCUCGACUGUUUCCUCUAUCAGGCGAGAAGGAAGCCGAACAAACCCUUCAUUAUCUUCGAGGAUCAGACCCUCACAUACCAGGACGUGGACAUCAGAAGUAACCGCUUUGCCAAUGCGCUGCGGACGGAGACGUGUGUGAAGAAAGGAGACAUUGUGGCUCAGUUGAUGUGCAACGAACCGGACUUUGUGUGUGUGUGGUUGGGAUUGUGUAAACUGGGCUGUGAAGUCGCUUUUCUCAACGUCAACAUUAAAGCCAAGUCUCUGCUUCACUGCCUGCAGAGCUGCGGGGCGAGGACGCUCGUUGUUGGGGCAGAUUUGGUGCAUUUGGUGGAGGAGGUGCUACCUGAUUUGAAGAAGGACAAAAUGGCCGUGUGGGUGGUAGAUCACACAUCGCCCUCUGAGGAUGUCAACAGUUUAUUGGAUAAGGUGGAACACAUGUCUGGAGAAACCUUAAGUGAACUUCCUAAAGUGGACAUCAUGUCAAACUUCCUCUUCAUUUUCACUUCAGGCACUACAGGUCUCUCUAAGGCAGCCCGCAUAGGACACCUGAAAGCCAUAGUGAGUAUGGCCUUCUUCGCAGUGUGUGGAGCCACAUCUGAUGACAUCAUCUACAUCACUCUUCCUCUUUACCACAUGUCUGCUUCCCUGUUGGGCAUUGGAGGAUGCAUAAACCUUGGUGCAACUUGUGUGUUAAAAAAAAAGUUUUCUGCCAGUCAGUUUUGGAAGGACUGUGUGAAACACAAUGUGACUGUGGUGCAGUACAUUGGAGAGCUCUGUCGAUACCUGGUCAAUCAUCCUGUGGUUCCAGAGGAGAGAGCUCACAGGGUCCGGCUGGCAGCAGGAAGUGGUCUCAGAUCAGAUGUUUGGAAGAAGUUUACCGAGCGCUUUAAAAGAAUCAAGAUCAGAGAGGGUUAUGGCCUGACUGAGGCCAGCAUCGGAUUCCUCAACUACACAGAUGAGGUCGGACCGAUUGGGAGGGCAAGCUAUUUCAACAAGCUUUCUAUGCCAUUUGAGCUCCUUCGAUAUGAUCCCCAAUCAUAUGAGCCGGUCAGAGCAGACUCUGGAAUAUGCAUACGAGCACAAAAAGGAGAGGCAGGGAUCCUGGUAGCCCCUCUAACAGCUAUGAACCAGUUUCUGGGCUAUGCUGGGAACAAGGUCCAAUCAGAGAAGAAGCUGCUCAGGAAUGUGUUUAAAGCUGGGGACGUCUAUUUCAACACUGGAGACCUACUGCUCCAUGAUCACAGGGACUUUCUGUACUUCCAUGACCGCAUCGGAGACACCUUCAGGUGGAAAGGAGAGAACGUGUCCACCACCGAGGUGGCGGAGGUUUUAGGUCUUGUUGAUUUUAUCAAGGAGGCCAAUGUCUAUGGAGUCACUGUACCAGGAUAUGAAGGCCGAGCAGGUAUGGCAGCUGUUGUCUUAAAACAUGAACACAAAUUUAAUGGAACAGAACUCUACAACAGUCUAGUCCGAGCACUUCCUGCAUAUGCCUGGCCAUGGUUUCUCAGAAUACAGACCUCUCUGGAUGUGACUGAGACGUUCAAACAGCAGAAGACAAAGCUGGUCCAGGACGGCUUUAAUCCUGAUGUCACCAAGGACCCUCUGUAUUUCUUAGAUGUCUCUCAGAAGGACUACAUUCUCCUGACUGCAUCUACACAUCAAGAUAUUGUGUCAGGAAAGAUCAUUUUAUAGAUAUUUUAAGAGCAUUUACUUUAAGAGUACUGAUCAACUAUGUUAUGGACACAUUUCCAUUGGUCUGUACUGUAAACUUUAUUUUUUAGAGUUUUAAAAUAAGAGUUAACAGAUGGAAUUGUUCAGUAUUUCAAGGGGAAAU
Messenger RNA from Paralichthys olivaceus (Japanese flounder), 2066 nucleotides. RefSeq names its product long-chain fatty acid transport protein 2. The record is from RefSeq and is a predicted model, not a curated record. Gene Ontology annotation, molecular function: long-chain fatty acid-CoA ligase activity; long-chain fatty acid transmembrane transporter activity. NCBI's taxonomy places the organism in Eukaryota, Metazoa, Chordata, Actinopteri, Pleuronectiformes, Paralichthyidae.